Messenger RNA from Cherax quadricarinatus, 3057 nucleotides. RefSeq names its product Krueppel-like factor 6. The record is from RefSeq and is a predicted model, not a curated record. Lineage: Eukaryota; Metazoa; Arthropoda; Malacostraca; Decapoda; Parastacidae. Gene Ontology annotation, biological process: regulation of transcription by RNA polymerase II. Gene Ontology annotation, molecular function: DNA-binding transcription factor activity, RNA polymerase II-specific; RNA polymerase II cis-regulatory region sequence-specific DNA binding.
GUUAGUUAUAGAAUUUAUUGCUAGUGCCAAUGUUAAUCAUUAGCAAGAUCUUGUUUGCGAGGAAAAUGCAAACAAUUAUAGAAGACAAAUGUUUUCAUUGGAAGAUGUCACAAGUGGGGUGCCACAAGGUCCUGUGUUUGCCCCAGUAGUGUUUCUGAGGGACAUCAGAACAAGAGAAGACGCGAUUUUGAAGACCAAAAUGUCAAAUCUACUAAAGGCAUGGAUAAUUCUGAUUAAUAUUAUCGUAAUCAUGAAGAAACACUGAUCUACAGGGGUUUUAGAGCGCCUAGGGAAUGGUCGAGCUUAAACUAACUGAAAGUCCAUCUUUCUCUCUCUCUCUCUCUCUCUCUCUCUCUCUCUCUCUCUUGUCUGAAUGUGUUUUUUGUUGAUACUGAAGACGAAGACGUGUACGUCAGAAUUCAAUAUGAGAGUUUAAAUAACCUUAAUUCAUUUUUUUUUUCAGAACUGCUACGAGAUGGACCGCUACCUGAAGGACGAGCCUCGGGUGAAAGGGGGCGGUCGCAAACUGGGCAGCUGUGAGAUCGACGCCCCCUGGCAGGCCUUCUACGAGGACUGUGGCCACGACUCCUCGUCGCAGCCGCUGCGUAUCUAUAAGCUAGGCAGACCCAUCAAGGGCGGCCGCAACUCCCGCCUUCUGGUGAAGGUCAAGACCGAGGCUCUCAACUCUGAGCUGAACAUCAAGCGGGAGAACUUCGAACGCGACACCUGCGAAAAGAGCGAAACUCUGGAGGACGAGGUCAUAGUCAAGGACGAACCCUUGGAGGACCUUGAUGACCCUUCAAGUCAGGACGACCUUUGUGGUUCAGAACGAUCCCUAGACUCUGUGUCAGUGUCCUCCUCUUCCUCCGCCUCCUCCCUCGCUUCCUUGGAGGGGGACCUUGAUGCCCCCGUCAGUGUGGGAGAGCAGAGUCCUACCCGCGGCCGAUCACUCGUCUCAUGGGCGUCUUCUGAGGACAUGGUAACGGACGCGCGGCUGGACUCGGGUGCGCGACGGGGCUCCAGCACGUCGUUCUUCGGCGCGACAAAAUUGCUGACAGCCAAGUCUGCCCCUAACAUAGCCACACUGACCCCACCCUCCUCCCCGGAGACCUCGCCCGUCACACAUACCCACACGCUUCUGAAGGUUCAUGCCCGCUCACAAGUGCCAAAGUUUAUCUCCUUCGCCACCUCCUUGCCCCUCAAGACGAGUAACAGCAACAGCAGUAGUCUGACUAUGGGCGUGCGAGGGAUGAGUGUGGGCGUACAUCCGCGGGCGGCAGACACUUCUCCGGACGCCAAACGUCGGGUACACAAGUGUCUCUUCCCCGGCUGCAAGAAAGUGUACACCAAGUCCUCGCACCUCAAGGCCCACCAACGUACACACACCGGUGAAAAGCCGUACCGGUGUUCGUGGGAAGGCUGUGAGUGGCGGUUCGCUCGCUCCGACGAACUCACCCGUCACUUCCGGAAACACACGGGAGCCAAGCCGUUCAAGUGUCACCACUGCGGCCGCUGCUUCUCCCGCUCCGACCACCUGGCUCUCCACAUGAAGAGGCACCAGUGAGGUCGGCCUCAGUCAUCUUCUUCAGCUGUCUCAGAUGACCCAGCACAACAGGACCAGCACAAGAGCACCCUAGCUUGACUUCUGUUGAUGUCACUUCCCCUGCCGUGUUCCUGCUUUCCGUGGCUGGACCUCGCCCCUAACUCUCACACACAUGCCCCUCUCUUCCCAUUUCCUCGCCCACUCGUGUAAUUGACACCAGCAGUGACCCAAACGUGACCUUUGACCCCCAGAGUGGCCCUAGAUGGGAGUUAGGGAGGCUAGCAAGGUGUAGGCAAGCACGGCACUCUGGACUUAACACAAUGCUAGCAUGAGAAAAUGAUUUCCCUGAACAAUCCAGAUUUUAGUAUGUACAGAGUUAUCCCUGCAGAAGAGAAAUUAAAAAUUAUGCUGUAAGUGGACAAGACAAAAACUACAAGCAGAUUUAUGGUAAUAUAUCGUGUGUCGAAACGUUGCGAGAAACUGAGAGAGGGAAAAUGGAGAGUGUACAGAUUAUUUCUGAUUCAUAAACAAAAAAAAGGGCUUAGUGUGUCCCCAGAAACUUGUGUUAUUUUGUGUACAGUGUAGAUUGUAAGGUUGAAACCACCAGAGGUGUGGUAUUUUAGUGUAGCCAACAAAUAAGAUAAACGUUUACGUAUGUGAGUGGUUGCCUUCAAACCAGUGAUCAUUUUCUUUGUAUACAUAGAUUUUUAUUCAUUCUGUGAAGUCACUAAGAGCUCCAUGGCUGCAAAGCAAAAAAAAAAAAAAAAAUAUUUAAAAAAAAAAGAACAAAAGGAAAAAAGAAAAUGAUCUAUUUGUUGUCUUCUUCUCUUUUUAUAUUUGAAUUUCAGACAGAAAGUAACCACAAUUUUAAGUUAAAUGAAAAAAAAAUGCUAGAUUUUAUCUCGAAAUGUACAAAACGUCUUCAUGUAUCGCUAAGGAUACAUACCGUGUAUUGUUGUAAUACUGAUGUCUAGCGCUGUACAUAAACCAUUAAUAUAAGGAUUCUGUACCACUGCCAUGCUACAUGAGGCACGGAUUAGAUCAAGUGUGUGAUGGUGGUUACUCCUCAGUGUCUGAGUCUACCACCUGUCACAUCAAAACUAAGCAGAAACAGCCGAUAUUAACCUCUUAAUGGAAACAACAACCUCAGAAAAGAAAAAAUGGCCUUGUGGGUGAGGACAUGUGUGGAUUUUGGUAUAUUCCGGCGUUAUCUGAAGCUUAAUGCUUGAUUUACUUGCUGUAUUUUAAGCUUUGAAAGGAACAAAAGCCUCUCUGUAAGCUUGGCAGCCAAGGAGCUUUAAGCAGAUACUCGCUAUGAUAGAUCCUCCACGCAGUCAAUCCCAGCUCCCUGGGUCUCAGAUCAGCUCGAGGACUCCAGCAUCAGAGGUGACAUACUAAUUAUGACUUCACGUGUCUCGUCUACUACAUCUCUUUACACAUGUGGCGCCGGCUUUGACUCCUUCACACACAAGAUGGUCUUUCUAGCUAUCACUGAAAUAAACCUGAAGAACUCG